AAGCUUGUUGUCCUUGGCUCACAAGGCGUCGGAAAGACUUCACUAGCAUAUCGCUAUGCGUCUGGCCAAUUCAACCCUUCUGCUGUGCCGUCGACCAUCGGCGCUGCUUUCCUCACGAAGAAGCUUGUCGUAGACAAUGUGAAUUGUCGCCUGCAGCUGUGGGAUACCUCCGGCCAAGAGAAGUGGCGAGCCAUCGCUCCAAUGUAUUACAGGGGUAGCCACGCUGCUCUACUCGUCUAUGACAUCACAUCGCGGAGCAGCUUUGAUGACCUCAAGUAUUGGAUUGACGAGCUGAAGAAGAACAUGGGCGACGAUCUCAUCAUCCACGUGGUAGGAGCCAAGCUAGAUCUUGCACGGUCGAGACAAAUUGACCCUCACGAGGCAAGGGAGCAGGUCUUGCAA
Messenger RNA from Microstroma glucosiphilum, 402 nucleotides. RefSeq lists its product as hypothetical. The record is from RefSeq and is a predicted model, not a curated record. Lineage: Eukaryota; Fungi; Basidiomycota; Exobasidiomycetes; Microstromatales; Microstromataceae. The annotation marks the transcript as partial. The transcript has a single exon. Gene Ontology annotation, molecular function: GTP binding; GTPase activity.